Messenger RNA from Ogataea philodendri, 1572 nucleotides. RefSeq lists its product as uncharacterized. Gene Ontology annotation, molecular function: acetate CoA-transferase activity; acetyl-CoA hydrolase activity. The record is from RefSeq and is a predicted model, not a curated record. The coding region runs from base 1 to 1572 and encodes 523 amino acids. Gene Ontology annotation, biological process: acetate metabolic process. Gene Ontology annotation, cellular component: mitochondrion. The transcript has a single exon. Lineage: Eukaryota; Fungi; Ascomycota; Pichiomycetes; Pichiales; Pichiaceae.
AUGUCUUCUAUUCUGAAACAAAGAGUCCGGUACGCUCCGUACCUCAAGAAACUCAGAACCCCUGAGGAAUGUAUCCCUCUCUUUGAACACGGCCAGUAUCUCGGAUGGUCGGGGUUUACCGGAGUGGGAGCUCCUAAAGUUGUUCCUCAAGCCUUGGUUGAUCACGUUGCGAAAAACAACUUGCAAGGCAAAUUGGCCUUCAAUCUGUUUGUGGGCGCCUCUGCUGGUCCAGAAGAGUCUGAAUGGGCUGCAAAUGACAUGAUCCUUAGACGUGCGCCUCACCAGGUUGGAAAACCAAUCGCAAAGGCUAUCAACGAAAACAGAACCCAGUUCUUUGACAAGCAUUUGUCCAUGUUCCCUCAAGAUCUGCUCUACGGUUACUACACCAAGGACAAGAGAAAUGACCUGCUGGACUACACUAUCGUCGAGGCCACCGCAAUCACCGAGGACGGUGCCAUUGUUCCUGGUCCUGCGGUUGGCGCUUCUCCGGAGAUGCUUGCGUGCUCCGAUAAAAUCAUUAUCGAAGUCAACACUGCCACGCCUUCUUUUGAAGGUUUGCACGACAUUGACAUGCCUGAACAGCCUCCUUUCAGACAGCCAUACCCAUACACCACUGUGGACCAAAGAAACGGCUUGACUGCCAUUCCUGUCAACCCUAACAGAGUUGUGGCUGUGGUCGAGUCCACCGUUCCAGACAGAGUCCCAGACCCAACUGCUCCAGAUGAAGUGUCCCAGAAGAUCGCCCACCACCUGAUCCACUUCUUCGAGCACGAGGUCCAGGCCGGCAGACUUCCUUCCAACCUGCACCCAUUGCAGUCCGGUAUUGGUAACGUUGCCAAUGCCAUUAUCGGAGGUCUGGCCAACUCCGAGUUCGAGAACCUGACCGUCUGGACCGAGGUUCUGCAGGACUCGUUCUUGCCAUUCUUCGAGAACGGUGCCAUGGACUAUGCUACUGCCACCUCCAUCAGACUGUCUAACGACGGAUUCAAGAAGUUCUUUGACAACUGGGACUUGUUCUCCAAGAAGCUGUGUUUGAGAUCGCAGGUUGUGUCGAACUCGCCAGAGAUCAUCAGAAGACUCGGUGUCAUUGCCAUGAACACUCCUGUUGAGGUUGACAUCUAUGCGCACGCCAACUCCACCAACGUUAACGGAUCGAGAAUGCUGAACGGAUUGGGAGGAUCUGGAGAUUUCUUGAGAAAUGCCAAGCUGUCCAUCAUGCACACUCCUGCAGCCAGACCAAGCAAGACCGAUCCUACUGGUAUUUCGUGUGUGGUUCCAUUUGCUUCGCACAUUGACCACACCGAGCACGAUCUGGACGUCAUUGUGACCGAUUACGGACUUGCUGAUCUGAGAGGCUGUUCUCCAAAGGAGCGUGUGCACAAGAUUAUUCACAAGUGUGCCCACCCAGACUACAGAGACCAGUUGCAAGACUACUACAACCGUGCUGAGUUCUACUGCAACAAGAAAAAGACUUUGCACGAGCCACAUCUGUUGAAGGACGCCUUCAAGAUGCACCUGAACUUGGAACAGAACGGUACCAUGAAGCUGGACAGCUGGGAUGUCAAGUUCUGA